Molecule: messenger RNA, 345 nt
Organism: Portunus trituberculatus (swimming crab)
Lineage: Eukaryota; Metazoa; Arthropoda; Malacostraca; Decapoda; Portunidae
Product: histone H2B-like
Exons: 1
Coding region: 1-345 (114 amino acids)
Cellular component (GO): nucleosome
Molecular function (GO): protein heterodimerization activity; structural constituent of chromatin; DNA binding
Source: RefSeq, a predicted model, not a curated record
AUGCCUCCCAAAGGCAAGGUUCAGAAGGCCAUAGCCAAAGGGGACAAGAAGAAGAAGCGGAGGAGGAAGGAAAGCUACUCCAUCUACAUCUACAAGGUGCUUAAGCAGGUCCACCCCGACACUGGCGUGUCCUCCAAGGCUAUGUCAAUCAUGAACUCUUUCGUAAACGACAUUUUCGAGCGCAUCGCUGCCGAGGCAUCCCGCCUGGCACACUACAACAAGCGCUCCACCAUCACCAGCCGGGAGGUCAAGACUGCCGUUCGUCUCCUUCUGCCCGGCGAACUGGCAAAACACGCCGUCUCUAAGGGCACCAAGGCUGUCACCAAGUACACCUCCUCCAAGUAA